Molecule: messenger RNA, 2696 nt
Organism: Oncorhynchus kisutch (coho salmon)
Lineage: Eukaryota; Metazoa; Chordata; Actinopteri; Salmoniformes; Salmonidae
Product: charged multivesicular body protein 6
Exons: 8
Coding region: 246-869 (207 amino acids)
Biological process (GO): late endosome to vacuole transport via multivesicular body sorting pathway; vesicle budding from membrane
Cellular component (GO): multivesicular body; ESCRT III complex
Source: RefSeq, a predicted model, not a curated record
AGACUUGCCCAAACGAGAGAACCCCACUAUUUCGAUUGUCCAUACCAGAAUGCCGUACUUCCUGACUUUAGGGGUGUGGUUUUUAGAAUUAGCUUCGCUGAAAUAAACUAGCAAAGUAAUAAGAUAUCUAGCCUGUCGACCGCUCUACAAACUAAUUGUAGGCUUACGCAAUGUUCUUUUGAGAAAUAGACUUGUUUACAAGUCGACUCUUUAGUUGCACAGAGUGGCGGGGAUGCGGAAUCAAAAUGGGAAACAUUUUCGGCAGAAAGAGACGCACGCGAGUCACAGAGCAGGACAGAGCCGUUUUGCAACUGAAACAGCAGAGAGAUAAGUUGAAGCAGUACCAAAAGAGAAUCACUCUGCAGCUGGAAAAAGAGAGGAAUCUGGCCAAGCAGCUGCUGAAAGAUGGCAAGAAAGAGAAGGCCCUCCUCUUGCUCAAAAAGAAGAGAUACCAAGACCAGCUCCUAGACAAGACGGAAAACCAGAUUAGCAACCUGGAGCGCAUGUGUCAAGACAUUGAGUUUGCCCAGAUUGAGAUGAAAGUCAUUGAAGGCCUUAAAGUUGGAAACGAUUGCCUGAAGUCAUUGCAUGAGGCGAUGUCCAUCGAGGAUGUGGAGAGAAUUAUGGAUGAGACCCAAGAAGCCAUUGAAUACCAGAGGGAAAUAGAUGAGAUGCUGGCAGGUUCCCUGACACAGGAGGAUGAAGAUGCUAUACUGGCUGAACUGGAGGCCAUCACUCAGGGAGACCUUGACCUACCAGAGGUACCUGAUGAGUCCCUGCCUGAAGUCCCAGAGACAGCUGAGGAAGAACCAGAGCCAGGUCAAGAGAGACCGAGGAAGAAGCAAGAACGGGAGAUGUUGGCUGUCUAGAAACAUGUUUGUUUGCCAGGGGACUUGGUACGCCGGCCACUAUAUCCCCCUCGUAGGGGUCUCAUGCCCCAACCACCCCAAACACACAGCCACAGAAAGAUUAUCUUCACUCACUGGAAGCAGAAGCAUCUCUUCCAGUCCCUCACCGUCAAGACUGAUGCUCCUGGUGCCCUGCUAGUCCUUGGUCUUGUGAGCCCCACUAUGGCUCUAUAGGGCUCCUCUGGACUCAACAACCCUAUCACUCCAACCAUGGACGUGAACCUUAUUUUUCAGAUCAUUGCCUGCAGGUUCUUUCCUAUUCUCUUUAUGUUUAGGGCCUAUUUUGAUUGUGCCUAUUGCUUAAGUCCCUUGACAGGUGUGUUUUUUGUCUUCUGUGAACAAAUUGUGAUUAACGGACAAAUGAAUGCAUGUCACUUUAUUUAUUUCCCUUCAACCUUUUGUAACUUAGGCUUAUUAUCUGACCACAGAACAUAUUAUCUUUGGGAGGAAUAGCCUACAUUCAUGUUUUAAAGUCAUAACUGUUUUCAGAAACCUAACCUGUUUAGAUGCCAAAACGUUAUUAAAAAUGCCUUGAUUCCGCCUCCCGGGUGGCGCAGUGGUCUAGGGCACAUUGCAGUGCUAGCUGUGCCACCAGAGACUCGGUUUAUGCCCAGGCUCUGUCGCAGCCGGCCGCGACCGGGAGGUCCGUGGGGCGACGCACAAUUGGCCUAGCGUCAUCUGGGUUAGGGAGGGUUUGGCCGGUAGGGAUAUCCUUGUCUCAUCGCGCACCAGCGACUCCUGUGGCCGGGCGCAGUGCGUGGUAACCAGGUCGCCAGGUGCACAGUGUUUACUCCGACACAUUGGUGCGGCUGGCUUCUGGGUUGGAUGCGCGCUGUAUUAAAGAAGCAGUGCGGCUUGGUUGGGUUGCGUUUCGGAGGACGCAUGGCUUUCGAGUAAAAUUCCAAUCUGUCAGGAAUGCAUUUGACUUUGGCUUUGAUUUCAACUUGUUGAUCUGGGGACAGAAUCCUUAUAACGACACUAACCUAUUUGCUGAAGCAGCCAUUUCAUGUCUAUUCUUUAUCUUCCUCGCUGUCAAACUGUUUAACUAAUCUAAAGCUACAGUUCCUUUUGGCUUGGGAAUUAGUUUAGUGUCAUUGGUGAAAGGAAGGGCUAAUCGUAUAUUGUCAGUGGGCUUACUUACCUCUGUACCUCACAGACAACACUGGUGUUAUUAUCGGAUGCCUAGAUUUGACUAUGAUUUCAGUCAAAGACAACCUCGCAGACCCUGACCUAGCUCUCUAUCCAGUGAGUAUGAUAUUCGGUCUGUCUUACAAUGAAGUGUGAUAUUGGGUUGCUAACUGCCUGGGUUUGUAAUAUUUUACUGGCAUAUCAUAUUCUCAGAGCAUUGGCUAAUUAUUUCUUUAUCUGAAAUGGAGGGCCUACAUAUAAAAGAUAAGCACUACCAACAUAUUUGAUGUAAUAUGUAUGUGGACUAUCAGGCCAGAUAUGUAUUGUAUAAAAAAAAUAUGAGUUCUCUAAUGUCUCUCUGAGACACUCUUGAUGAUAAAUGUGAAGACCAUUUGACAGUUAUAUCAUAUUGACAAACCUGUGGCGUGUCUAUACGAAAUAUCUUAUUCUGUAACAAUACAAGCAUUUUUAAAGGUAGUGAUUGGCCAGUCUGCUUUUACUCUGUAUGUUAUAAAAAACAACUAGAGGGCAGCAGAUAGCAGUGUUUUUCUUGUUCAUUGGUUCGUGAAUGUAUUGUGUGGAUUGGGGUGCUGUCUCAUGUUUUUAUUAUGUGUGCUGUGCAUGUAUAUGGGACAGUAACUAAACUCAGCAAAAAAGAAA